Messenger RNA from Aspergillus affinis, 1374 nucleotides. RefSeq names its product putative C2H2 finger domain protein. The record is from RefSeq and is a predicted model, not a curated record. Lineage: Eukaryota; Fungi; Ascomycota; Eurotiomycetes; Eurotiales; Aspergillaceae. The transcript has 3 exons. Bases 1 to 1374 code for a protein of 457 amino acids.
AUGGCCUCUUUCAAGGAAUUGUCUCUGUCCCGCCCUCUACCUCAAUCCCGCCACCAUUCCCACUCCAUUUCGCUCGGUGCCGUCAACGCCAACCACCGAAUCACUCGUCGAAAGAGUGUCACCACCGCUGCCGCCGCCAAUGCUGCCGCGGCGGCGGUCGCAGCUUCGAUGAAGGAUUCCUCAGGGGAACCGGUGGGCUUACCGGUGUCCUCGCACCGUCGUGGGAGUCGGAAGGGCUUGGAGUCUAGCUCGGUCGGAGCCCCCUCCGGCUUCGGCUCUUAUCUCUCGCGGAGCGUCAACAGCCCCAGUCAGGAACCUCCGGUCGCUCGCAAAUCCUCCCCCAACCAGCCCAACGAUGAAUCAUCGGCCACCGCCGUGGAUGGGAGCAACUCCGCUUCCAAGCCCGUCAGUACCAAGAACAGGAACCGUCGGGCCAGCGAGGGGUCGCAGUUGCCCAAAGGCGAUGGGAAGCGCGUGAUGGCGGAACUUCGCUGCGAACGUUGCGGGAAAGGGUAUAAGCAUGGCAGCUGCUUGUCCAAGCAUAUGUGGGAACACGACCCUGCAUGGGCUAUUACCUCGAAGCUCUUGAUCUCCAAGCACCAGCAAGUUCAAUUGCUGGAAGCUGCGUCGGUCCUGGUCACCAUGACAGAGGACCCGGCCCCAGAGGGCCCGGAUGCCGAUUCGGAGAUCUCCUCCACGUCGCCAGAUGCCUCGUCCGAGCUUCGGGAUGGACUCAGCUCGGUGGAGACGACUCCGCCACCCAUGGACGAGGACGAGGAUGAUUAUGAGUUGUCUCCCGAACCCUCGGACAAGCGGUACAGCGUCGGUAACUCGAUCGGCCACUUCGCCCACUCCUACCAGUCCGUCCCGUCGAGUUCAUUCACUAGCAGUGCGCCGUGGGCCUCGCCGGCAUUCUCGCACUUCCGCCAUUCGAGCAUCGACACCCGACCCUCCACGGCGGAGGCCAAGCUGCAAGACGACGAUGAGGCAGACCUGGCCGCGGCUAUUGGUCUCUGCAACUUCGGCACCCCUCGCACCGGUCCCGUACCCCUUUCGCCCAGCGUUCCCCCUGUGCCCCCUCUGCCGACUCGUUUCCUGGACCAGAAUGGCUCCGGUGGCAACCAGAGCCAGAGCCUAGGCCGGGAGGGUAUCAAGGAAACGGAUACGGACUUCGCCAACUCCACACCGAACAUCUUCUUCUCUCUUUCGUACAACCCAUCUCUGUCGUAUAAGGUAUCGGAUGAGCGAGAUGUGAAGAUGGGAGGUACCGACCGUACCACACGCCAAAAUCGCAACGCGGACGUUGACUUCGGGAAUCGCCCCGUCGCAGCCGAUGAUGACGACGACGGCGUCUUUGGUCGAAUGGAGGAGUAA